UUCAUUUUUUUUAGUUUCUUCAAAGUGUUGGAGUACCAGAAGAUUUCACCAUGAUCGAUGUUGUCGAUUUGGACGAUGAACAUUUGGAAAACCUGCCGAAGAAAGUCAAAGCUGUCUUAUUUUUGUUUCCCGCCGGAGAUCAGCACGACGAGCACUGUCAAAGUGAACAGGAACAGAUAGACGCCGAGGGUCAAGUGGUCAGCGACAGAGUUUACUUCAUGAAACUGGACGCAAACAAUGCCAGUGGGACAGUAUCCCUCAUCCACGCCGUGGCUAAUGCAGACGAGGAACUGGAGCUCGCCCCUGAUUCCACUCUUAAAGAAUUUUUAGAUCGCACCGCAGACAUGUCUCCAGAAGAAAGAGGACAAGAACUUGAAAUGGACGAAAAUCUAUGUUGUGUCCACGAAGAGGUUGCAAAAGAGGGUCAAACAGAAGCACCGGAACCCGAUGAAGAAACAAAACUACAUUUUAUAACAUUUGUAGCAGUGGAUGAACAACUUUACGAAUUAGAUCCACGUAAAAAAUAUCCAAUUAAUCAUGGUUCAACAAGUGUGGAUACCUUAUUAAAGGAUUCCGUGGCGGUGUGCAAAAAGUUCAUGGAGCGAGAUCCAGAGAACGUGAAUUUUUCGAUCAUGGCCCUGGUUGCGGGUGCGAAUGCUGACACGGAAGAAGAGGAAGUUGAAUAAGCGAGCAUGCUCCGCGCUGAAACACUCUGCACUAUGAAGCCAGCUUAGAAGUCUUCAAGUUGCACAAGUAAAACCAAAAGAAGCGUCUGCUAGCAACUUUAGAUAGAUUUGUUCUCCUGCCAUUGCUGUGCCUCUGCGACAAAAGUGAUAUCGCCAUUUCUCCUCCAACCUGUGGAUGCGAUACUUUGUAUGCAUUUCAGAUAUGGACACUAUUCUUCUCUUCACAAUGGUUAUUUGAAAAUGUGAAAUUUGUAUGACAUAACUUUUCUGUACGGAGAGCACACGUGCUUAUCGAAUAAAUUAUCUACUAUCCAUCAAA
Molecule: messenger RNA, 1005 nt
Organism: Argiope bruennichi
Lineage: Eukaryota; Metazoa; Arthropoda; Arachnida; Araneae; Araneidae
Product: ubiquitin carboxyl-terminal hydrolase isozyme L3-like
Exons: 8
Coding region: 51-686 (211 amino acids)
Biological process (GO): ubiquitin-dependent protein catabolic process; protein deubiquitination
Cellular component (GO): cytoplasm
Molecular function (GO): cysteine-type deubiquitinase activity
Source: RefSeq, a predicted model, not a curated record